AUGAGUCUCCGCCUGGCAGGAAGCCGUAGCUUCACAACCUCAGUGGCACUUCUCAAAGCUAAGGGCUCCAAGACUAAACCAGAGCCGUCGAAGACGCCGCCGCCGCCACCAGAAGAAGCUCAAGCUCGAGCUCCAGAAUUGAGGCUCAGCAAAGGUCUUGGUAAAUUGCAGACUAUCACGUAUCCAGACUACAUGAAGAAGAUCCGGAAGCUCAACCCAGAAGUCCAAUUCGACAAAGCGAUGGCUGAUGCCGCCAUGGAGCGUAAUAUAGCCCUGAAAAUACCUCCUCCGAUGAUGAAAGGCGUGAAGAAUGCGAUCGGCAACCCAACCAGUAAAGCACAGCGGCUCAGCAAUGGUCAUCGAGAGCUUGUGGAUGAGUGGAAGCGCCUGCUGCGAGAAUCGGAGACGUACUGGAGUCAAUAG
This is a messenger RNA of Fulvia fulva, 423 nucleotides long. RefSeq lists its product as uncharacterized. Bases 1 to 423 code for a protein of 140 amino acids. The transcript has a single exon. Lineage: Eukaryota; Fungi; Ascomycota; Dothideomycetes; Mycosphaerellales; Mycosphaerellaceae. The record is from RefSeq and is a predicted model, not a curated record.